Molecule: messenger RNA, 1538 nt
Organism: Mucor mucedo
Lineage: Eukaryota; Fungi; Mucoromycota; Mucoromycetes; Mucorales; Mucoraceae
Exons: 5
Coding region: 117-1301 (394 amino acids)
Biological process (GO): carbohydrate metabolic process
Cellular component (GO): membrane
Molecular function (GO): chitin deacetylase activity
Source: RefSeq, a predicted model, not a curated record
UUUUUUUUUUUUUUUUACGAAUAGUAUAUAAUGGUUGCUCCCUAAAUUUCGUUUUCUUCUUUCUCUCUCUAUCUCUCACUCUCUCUUCUUUCCUUAUUCCCUCAUUUUUACCCACUAUGAUUUUUAAUAAGACUAUUUUGAUCGCAACAGCAGUUGCACUUUUGUAUUCCGAUAUCGCCUUCGCACAAGCUGCCGCAGCCCCACCUGCCGUUGUUGUUGCUGAAUCAUACGCUAUUCCUAACGCCAAAAUCGCAUGGAAGAAUGAGUAUCCUGUAGGCGCAACUAAGCCUGCCCCCAAAGCUGAAUGGGUAGCUUUAGUUAAGGAAGACCCCGCAUUGAGUAUUGCUCCUAAUAUCAUUACUUCAAUUGGUGGUAUUAUUCAAAAUGCUGAUCCCACUGGUAAAAACACAUAUUGUAACUGGACCUGGGAUGGUUGUGUUAAGCCCACUGAUAUUGUGCAUUGUACAGACAAGACCAUUUGGGGAACAAGUUUCGAUGAUGGACCUUAUGAAAUCACUCGUGAACUUUUAGCCUACUUGAAGACAAUUGAUGUUAAAGUCACUUUCUUCGUGGUUGGUAAGCAAGUCAUUAUGUGGCCUGAAGUCCUUAAGGAAGCCUAUGAUCAAGGUCAUGAAAUUGGUAUUCACACUUGGGAUCAUGCUGAGUUAACUACACUCUCCACUGAGCAAAUCAUUGGUGAAUUGAAAUGGACCGAGCUCGCUAUUAAAGAAGUCAUUGGUGUCACCCCCCGUUUGAUGCGUCCCCCUCGUGGUGAUAUCGAUGAUCGUGUACGUUAUAUUGUCAACCAACUUGGUUAUACUCCUGCCAUGUGGUCUGUUGAUUCUCAAGAUUGGAGAAUUACUGCUGGUGGACAAACUGAAGCUGGUCUUUUAGGCAAUGUUACUCAAUGGGUGAACACUCUUUCUUCUUUAACCAAAGGUGGAGGAAACUCUUUAAUGCACGAUUUAAACAAUGUAACAGUGGGCGCAGCUCUUAAGGCUUUACCUAUCUUGCAUCCUGCUGUCAAAUUGAGUCCUGUUGGCGUUUGUGCUGGUUGGGCAUCCGGAAGCUCCUACCUUGAAACGCAUCAAGCAGCAGCUGUUGUCCCCGCUGCUAGUGAGACCCCAGCUGCUAUUACUCCUGCUGGUAAUGGUGAUUCCAAGACAACUACCCCUCAAGCCAGCAGUGGUGUCCCUAAUUCUGUAAAGGCCACUCCUGAAGGUUCUGCUGCUACUUCUCUUAAGGUUUCCGUUACCGUUGCUGUCACUGCUGCCCUUGCAGCUAUCGUCGCUGCCCUUUAAACAAGAAGUGUCUUUCUCUCUCCCCUUUUUUUUGCCAUAAGUAGUUAUCCCCCCCUUACCCACACACAUUUAUAAUAGACUUAAAUGCUCCCCCCAAUGUAUUACCCUUUCUUUCUCUUUUUUAUUUUUUUCUUUUAAUUAAUGAUGCCUUUUUCUCUCUCUCUCUCUCUCUCUUUCUAAACCCCCUUUCUUCACUAUUUAUCUGAAUAUCUAUAUAAAAAAAUAAAAAAUAUAUAC